AUGUACUUCACCAAGUCUUCCGUUGUUGCUUUCAGCCUUUUGGCUUCCUCUUCGCUCGUGGCUGGCCACGGUGCGAUCAUCGGUGCUACCGGUGAUGCUGGCGGCCAGGGCUCUGCCAUUGGUGUUGACCCCAACACCCCCCGUGACGGCACUCGACGCGCUCCCUUCCAACAGGACUCUACCCGCUUCAAGGGCGCCGCCGCCGACACUUGCGGUGAGACUCUUGGUGGAGGUGACAAUGACAUCCAGGCCGGCACUGCCCAGGUCAUGCAGCUCAACGGCGGCACUCUUCCUCAAGUCUCAGCUGGCGGUGAGAUCCAGAUGACCGUGCAUCAGGUCAAUGGCGAUGGCGCUGGCCCGUACAAGUGCAUGAUCGAUGCUACUGGUACUGGCACCAACUGGCAACCCAUUACCGUCACCCAGAACCUCGAAGGCAAUGACCGUGGCCGCAACAGGGACACCCAGAUGCAAGAUCUCCCCCUUACCGCUGCCAUCCCUGCGGGUCAAACUUGCACAGGUACUGUUGCUGGACAGAGCAAUGUCUGUAUGGUUCGUUGCGAGAACCCUGCUCGUGCCGGUCCCUUCGGUGGCUGUGUACCCGUCCAAAUGGCUGGUGCCGCAGCUGCCAACGCUCCCGCUACUCAGGCGCCUGCCGCAAAGGCUCCUGGUGGAAAGGCUGCUGGUGCAAAGGCUCCCGCGGCUCAAGCCCCUGCAGCCCAGCUUCCCUCCGCUAACGCUCCUGUUGCUGGAGGCGCCUCAACCGUCGGCGCAACUACGGGUUCGUAA
Molecule: messenger RNA, 786 nt
Organism: Cucurbitaria berberidis CBS 394.84
Lineage: Eukaryota; Fungi; Ascomycota; Dothideomycetes; Pleosporales; Cucurbitariaceae
Exons: 2
Coding region: 1-786 (261 amino acids)
Source: RefSeq, a predicted model, not a curated record